Boleophthalmus pectinirostris (great blue-spotted mudskipper) is the source of this 2457-nucleotide messenger RNA. It is a transcript of the gene rnf34a, whose product is annotated as ring finger protein 34a. The record is from RefSeq and is a predicted model, not a curated record. Lineage: Eukaryota; Metazoa; Chordata; Actinopteri; Gobiiformes; Gobiidae. Gene Ontology annotation, molecular function: ubiquitin protein ligase activity. Gene Ontology annotation, cellular component: cytoplasm; plasma membrane. The transcript is spliced from 7 exons. Gene Ontology annotation, biological process: protein K48-linked ubiquitination; negative regulation of extrinsic apoptotic signaling pathway via death domain receptors; proteasome-mediated ubiquitin-dependent protein catabolic process. The coding region runs from base 214 to 1296 and encodes 360 amino acids.
CUUAGCGUCACUAGCAGAAGAACUGACUGCUCUCAGCUCGGGUUGCUCAUGGGGCUGCUUCUGUGGUUCCGCGAGUGAAAUAUUCUUCGCUUUUCUUCGCCAUCCUGUGUGAUUUUGGACGUUUUCUCGCUGUAAAGCUGGAUAGCAGGUUGUAAAGAUUGCAAUGCUUAAAUUAUCAAACUGUUCUCACACAGAAGACACUUCGGUGGUGCAAUGAAGGCAAAUGCCUCCUCUGUGUGGGCUUCAUGCUGUGGUUUGCUGAAUGAAGUCAUGGGAACAGGGGCCGUCCGGGGCCAGCAGCCAGGCUUUGGGGCAGGUGCUGGACCUUUCCGAUUUGCCCCUAGUGCAGGAUACUCUACAUAUCCGCCUGCCAGCUCAGGGAGCCCCAACCUCGUGUGCAAGGCUUGUGGCCAAGCCUUUUCUGUCUUCAGGAGGAAGUAUAUUUGCUGUGACUGCAAGAAAGGAUUCUGCUCCUUGUGUACGAUACUGCAGGAGAAUCUGCGUAUCUGUGCUACAUGUCAUUUACUGAAGGCGACGUGUUUCCAGCGGCCAAGGCUGAUGCGCCUGCGUGUCAAAGACCUGCGUCAGUACCUUCAGCUCCGUAACAUUCCCACAGACACAUGCAGAGAAAAGGAGGACCUGGUUGAACUGGUGCUGUGUCACCAAGGCAUUGAGGAAGAGGACGAUCCAGACACCAACAGCCUUCACUCGCGCUCUCUGUACUCUCCCACGCCCUCCACCACGCAGUCUGCCUCUGAAUUGUCCACCUUUGCUGCGUCUCAAGAGGGGCCACUCAGCAGAAGCGAUAGCUCUGAUACCACCCCAGAAGCUGAUGCAGCAUCGACAUCUCUCCUUCACUUGGAACACACACCUGAGACAAGUCCUCAAACACGGCGCCGGGCCCGAGCCUCUUUAUCAGACAUCUCCAGCCUGGGUGACAUUGAAGACCUCUCUGUCCGGCAGCUCAAAGAAAUCUUGGCCAGGAACUUUGUAAACUAUUCAGGGUGCUGUGAGAAGUGGGAGUUGGUGGAGCGGGUGAGGCGACUGUAUCGAGAAACUGAGGAAAACAGGAAAUCAUUGGAAAAUGUGAGCAGUAGUGUAACCACAGACGGUGAAAAGGGACCAUUAACCAUCUAUGAUGAUAAUCUCUGCCGAAUCUGCAUGGAUGCUGUGAUCGACUGCGUUCUCCUGGAGUGUGGUCACAUGGUCACCUGCACAAAGUGUGGAAAAAGGAUGAACGAGUGUCCCAUCUGUAGGCAGUACGUUGUGAGGGCAGUGCAUGUUUUUAAAUCUUAACCACUGCAGCACCACAGACUGGCACAAACCCUAGAUGCAGAUUAUUGCUGCUUUUUGGGGAUUUUCCCAUUUGAAUCAUUAGUUUAUCUGUGUUAGUGUUUUGAUUUAUCAUUUCUAAAUACAAAGAAUGUGUAGCCAUGUGCUUGUGAACAAAAUUCAUCAAAUUUAUCUCUGAACUGAACUGAGAAAAUGGCUUGGUAAACUUGUAAAUAAAAAUUCUCAGUUGCUGCAAGUGACAAAAAUACCAAGGAAUCCCACCAUUAGUUACUUGGCAGGAAAACUAGGUGCCAAAAACUCCGUCAAGCAUCUCAUUCAUUCCUCCCAUUGACUGUGGGUCGCUUGUAUCAAUAGCACAUUAAAGAAAAGCCUUUUUCUCUACGGAUUAAUCACUUUUACUGCAGCUCAUGUCGUAAGCGGCAUACAACCUUGAUUUUUGUAAUCCAUUGUAAGCACAUUAUGUAUUAAACCACACUCAAUCAUGCUGGUCAUUACAUUGUAAAGAAAUAAGGUGAUCAUAACAAUAUCUUACUUUACAGUCACCUUUGUCCUAACUUUGCCCUUAAGUGGCUCCUAACAGACAAACUAGGUGCUAACAAACUCAUGCCAUCUUCCCUCUAUUUCCAAAAUGAAUUUUGGGUAUACAUCUUUGAAUAUUAUUUGGAGUGGAACAGUGCAUUUUGCUUUGAAGUUCAUUACACUAAAAUAGAAGUGAUAUAUUGGGGAAAAAACAUUUACUGACAUAUGAGGUAUAGUAUGUAUAGAAUAAUUGACUUGCUAAUGUACAUUUGCAUAUAUUGAUCCUUAUGAGAUGUAUAUAACUAUAUUUUUUCCAUUUGAUUUGAAGUGUAUUUUGAGAUUAUUUAUAUUUUACAGAAUUCUUUGUACCUAUGUAACUGGCUUUAUCCAGAGCAUGACAGUAGCCUGUGCAUUUGGCUAGGUUUGCCACACUGUAUUCUGGUCAGGGUUUUUAAUUUUAAAAUAUUUAGCACUGCUGUAAACCACAUUGAGCCAGAUGAUGCUGCUACCACAGUUCACAUCAAUUAUGAACAGUUAACUGCACUUUUCUGUUUCUGAGAGUGUAAAAUUUGUGCUAGGUUUGGUCUUUGUAUUUUGGAAUGUUGAACCUUAUUUUUUGGUAAUUAAAGAUUUUAAUUAAAAUAA